This is a messenger RNA of Epinephelus lanceolatus (giant grouper), 4266 nucleotides long. RefSeq names its product beta-1,4-N-acetyl-galactosaminyl transferase 3b (gene b4galnt3b). Lineage: Eukaryota; Metazoa; Chordata; Actinopteri; Perciformes; Serranidae. Gene Ontology annotation, cellular component: Golgi cisterna membrane. The record is from RefSeq and is a predicted model, not a curated record. Gene Ontology annotation, molecular function: acetylgalactosaminyltransferase activity.
UCAAGUUGUUUGUGCGGCUUCGUGUGUAGUCAGAUGUAGGAGCAGCCGGAGCUCAGAUUAGGACGGCAUCGCCCUGUGUGAGAGAAAGCAACUCAACAAAGUGACUGUUUUAGAUGACCGAGAGUGCUCGGUGAAAGACUAGCGGCUACCCCAGGUCAUGGUGGGAUUCUUCGCGGGAUGAGAGCCACCAGGGGCCACGCGCACUGGGGACAUCCAGGGCGCCGGUAGUGCGCACCCACUGGGGGCAGCGGUGGGUGGCAAGCAGUCGGGCGGACGGGCUCACGGUGGGGUCGGCCCCCCUCCGGAUGACAAAGCGGGUGACCCGACCGAUGAAUAACUCGGGAGGAGCUCUCGCCCGAGAUCCAAGAUGAUCGCGGCGUUUUUCCCCCUGAAGAAACUGAGGCGCAAUGGCAAAUAUCUCCUGUUCGGGGCGAUUCUGCUGGUCGGAGCUGUGGCCGUCUACCAUGAGAUGGUCGCUGCAAAAGCAUGGAGCAGUGAAACCAGUAUGAAUCCCUACGCUGACAGCAGCAGCUGGAGGAGAGCCAUGUUUGACGAGAGGGUCAGGAGAGACCAGCAGCCACACUCCAUGGAGGAUUCAGCCGCUUGGAGAACAAGCUACACUCCACAAACCUGGAAACCAGAGUAUAAGGGACAGGCCAAUCUGCACGUCUUUGAGGACUGGUGUGGCACUUCUACAGCUGACCUCAGCAAGAACCUGCACUACCCGCUGUACCCUCAUUCCAGGAUUACAGUGUCAAAGCUGGCUGUCUCCCCUCAGUGGACAAACUAUGGGCUCAGGAUAUUUGGUUAUCUACAUCCAUACAGCGAUGGAGAGUUUGUGUUUGCUGUAAGCUCCGAUGACAACUCGGAAUUGUGGCUCAGCUCAGAUGAGUCUCCCCUUAACUUGCAGUUACUGGUAUGGGUUGGAAAGACUGGCACAGAAUGGACAGCCCCGGGCGAGUUUGACAAGUAUGCCAGUCAGACCUCCAAACCAGUUAGGCUGUCUGCUCAGAAGAGGUACUUUUUCGAGGUUAUCCACAAGCAGAACGAUAAAGGAACUGACCAUGUGGAGGUGGCAUGGCGGCUCCAGGAUCGAGGCAGGUUCAGUGUUAUUGAAUCCAGUCAUAUCUCCCUCUAUGUUAAUGAGUCUGCCUUGUUAAUGAGUGACGUAGCCCACAUACCACAGACGGCUGCGAGCCACCAGCACACACCCACAAGGCAGCAGAGUGCUGCAGCAGACAUGUUGAGGGAGGACCCACGAGACACUCUCUACCACGUGCCUUUGAUAAACAGCAAGUUCCUACAUGGUGUUCUGCCUGACUGUUCGUACAAACCCAGCUACAUUAUAAAAGACUUUCCGCUUGUCCGCUACCAAGGACUGCAGUUUGUCCACAUGUCCUACAUCUACCCCAACGACUACACUCGCCUCACACACAUGGAGACGGAGAACAGCUGCUUCUACCCAGAAAACCCUUACUACAUGAAGAUGUUCGGUGUCUCUAGAUACAUGAGAUUAGACCGUCCUGAUACGUGGGAGACAGAAAACAUAGGCAGAGGUUUUGGUUUCCAGAGGAGGAAAUCAGUGCAAGAGGAGGACGAGUAUGACAAUGAAGCCUAUCGAAGAGAAAAGGCAGUCAGGCAGGACCGGGUGAAUAACGGCCUUUUUCCAGACUAUGGUGACGAUUAUGACGAUUAUAUUCAGAGGCGCAGGCGCAAACUCUUCUCCUUAGUCAUGCAAGAAACUAACAACACGCGGAAGAACAUAUCUGAAACAAGACUGCACAUAGAUGAGUUGCAGAGGAUGCAGGGGAAAGACGGUGUCUCAAAGCGAAAGCCACAGAAACCAGCUGAGAGUCUGCAGUCAACACAAACCCCAAAAUAUCACCUGCAACAGAACAGGACGGAAGUAAGGCUAGAGGGCCAGGUUAUAAAAGCAGGACAGGUGAAACCAAUGAAACAAAAAGGAAAGUCAAAAUCAACAAAGAGAAAAAAGCUCAAAUCAGUACAGACCGCUGUGAGACCAGGACAGACAACCCCAGUGAUACCAGUGGACAGAGAGCAGUUUAAAGCACUGAAACGACCAGCAGUCGUGCCAGAGCAGCUUAAUUCUAAACAGCAUAACAUCCAGGUGUCCCGUAAAAUGAAUAAUACCCAAAUCAAGAGACUUAAGGACUCAAAGAUUCAACCCUUAGAGAGAGUCACUCCUCUGCUUGAAAAACCCACAGAGGCCCCGCAGCGAAGGGUUGGAAUCAGAGACAUGGAGCUCCAUCCAGGCGUCCUGGAGCGCCCUGCAGUAAAGCUUAAUCAGCGGGACACAGUUACCAGAAAACGCCUCAGGGAUAAAGACACAGAGAUGAAAAUGCCUCUGCAAGAUCUGGAAAAUAGCAUCCACAGAGUAAGGAUGGUCACCAAAGGCAAAAUACACAAAAGUCAGUGGGACAUGGGAGAGGAGAACCAAGCAGGGGAGGAAGAUGAAGUUCGCAACAGGGCUGUGAGGCAGAGAGACACCUGGGAGGGUGAGAAAGACAAUCUGUGGGGACCAAGGGACGACUUUGAAGGUGCAGAUGAUGAGGACCUUACCCCCGCACCAGUGUUUGACACUGAGGUCAACUGGAGCCAGACCUUCCAGGUGAGCCAGCUGGACCUUCAGGCAAUGCGAUCAGAUUCCCUCGACCUGCGCUGCAACAUCUCAGGCAACCUGCUCCUCGGCUCCAGUGACGCUCUGCCCACGGUCAGGGCUUUCAUGGACCAACUCAAUGAAAAGCACCACGGGCGGUUCACGUUGGUGCGCGUGGUUAACGUGGUGAAGCGCGUGGACGGGGUCAAGGGCAGCCGCUACCUUCUGGAGCUGGAGCUGAAAGAUGUUGACGGCCAGCUGCUGCGGCUGUCGCACUACAUCUACACUCUGAUUCGCUACAGCAGGCAGCGCAGCAUGGACUUCAAUUUCCAACACCAGAAACCUCAGCUGGUGAUGUGUAACCCGGUGGGCUUCCGCUGGAAUCCUGUCGCCACCGUCCACUUCAUAGUACCUGUGAAAAACCAGGCUCGAUGGGUGCAGCAGCUGAUCACAGAUAUGGAACAACUCUUCCGAGCAACCAGAGAUGCCAACUUCAAUCUCAUCAUCACUGACUACAACAGCACUGACAUGGAUGUGAGGAAGGCUCUAAAGAAGUCCUCGCUCCCCAGGUACCAGUAUGUGAAGCUGAGCGGAAACUUUGAGCGCUCUGCUGGUCUGCAGGCGGGCAUCAACCUCAUAAAUGAUGACCACAGCAUUGUGUUUCUUUGUGACCUCCACAUCCACUUCCCUCCCUCCAUCAUCGACACCAUCAGGAAGCACUGUGUGGAGGGAUACAUGGCUUUCGCUCCAAUAGUGCUGAGACUGGACUGCGGGGCUACGCCAUUGGAUGCCAGAGGUUACUGGGAGGUCAAUGGCUUUGGCCUGCUGGGGAUCUAUAAGUCAGAUCUGGACGCAGUGGGAGGAAUGAACACCAAGGAAUUCAAAGACCGCUGGGGAGGAGAAGACUGGGAGCUCCUGGACAGGAUCCUCCAGGCAGGACUGGAAGUGGAGAGGAUCUACUUACGAAACUUCUUCCACCACUAUCACUCCAAACGUGGCAUGUGGAACCGGCAGGUGUUGCCCAGCCACAGAUGACCUUGUGGGCCUGCCUGCUGCACCAUGACCACAGUCGCCACGGUUACAACCACGGCAACCAGAGCACUUUAAGGCCGUAGCACGAUUCCUGCUACAUAACCGUAAUAGCUGCUGACUGACAGAGAGGGUGACACAGGAUUGGAUGCUGUCUCUGUUCACUUCAGCUCUGUGAAAAAAGCAACUCAGUGUUAGCCGUGAGGGUCGUUGCUAAGGAGGUACUACUGAUCUGUUUAUUUCACUGGAUGUACUCAUGACUACUGAGAGGGUACUGGCGGAUGAGUGCCAUUGACUGUGUGAUAUUUGAAAUGAAGAUACAGCUGUGCACCAUGUCGCUGACUAACACUUUCACAAUCUGCACUACUGGCUGCAAGGAACUGACCUGAUCCAAAGAUAAAACGUAAAUACAGUGACUGUGCACACUCCGAGGAUCUAGAUACAGAAGUGUCCUCUGAUAUCAUAACGAUCAGAAGUCUUGCACACGAGUCUUUACUGAAAACGCAAAUUGUUUGUCUGUUUGUGACAAAGAUAUAUAUGUGUUUGACUGCAGAUUGUGUCUAUGCUAAACACAGCCUUAUUUGUCGUGGUAAAUUAUAGAAAACUUUAUAUUUAUUUUA